Messenger RNA from Trichechus manatus latirostris (Florida manatee), 3434 nucleotides. It is a transcript of the gene S1PR4, whose product is annotated as sphingosine-1-phosphate receptor 4. Gene Ontology annotation, molecular function: GTPase activity; guanyl nucleotide binding; G protein-coupled receptor binding. NCBI's taxonomy places the organism in Eukaryota, Metazoa, Chordata, Mammalia, Sirenia, Trichechidae. The record is from RefSeq and is a predicted model, not a curated record. Gene Ontology annotation, cellular component: membrane; heterotrimeric G-protein complex. Gene Ontology annotation, biological process: phospholipase C-activating dopamine receptor signaling pathway; adenylate cyclase-modulating G protein-coupled receptor signaling pathway; action potential.
GAAAAUCAGCCAAUGAAAACCCUAUGGAUCACAUGGUCUGAUCCACAGCCAGUCACGGGGACGGUGCAGGGCUGAACAGCGCUAUCAUUCCGUUGUGCGUGGGGUCAUCUAACAACGACAACAAAUUGUGAUCCACAUGUUACAGACAGGGAAACUGAGGCACAGAGAGGCAGAGUGGCUCGCCCAGGGUCCAGAGCCUGGGUUUGAACCCGAGUGGACGGCUGCGGCCCUUGCUAGCCAUUGGGGUGUCUCUGGCGGGUCUCAGCGUGGAGAGCUGAGCAGUGGUGGCAUCCCCCCAGGCCCCGGAGAGAGCGGGAAAAGCACGUUCAUCAAGCAGAUGCGGAUCAUCCAUGGGGCGGGCUACUCGGAGGAGGACCGCAAGGGCUUCCGGCCGCUGGUCUACCAGAACAUCUUCGUCUCCAUGCAGGCCAUGAUCGAGGCCAUGGACCGGCUGCAGAUCCCCUUCGGCAGGCCUGAGAGCAAGCACCACGCCAGCCUGGUCAUGAAGCAGGACCCCUACAAAGUGACCACGUUCGAGAAGCGCCUCGCGCUGGCCGUGCAAUGGCUGUGGAAGGACCCGGGCGUCCGCGCUUGCUAUGAGCGGCGGCAUGAAUUCCACCUGCUGGACUCGGCCAUGUACUACCUGUCCCACCUGGAACGCAUCACCGAGGAGGGCUACAUCCCCACAGCACAGGACGUGCUCCGCAGCCGCAUGCCCACCACCGGCAUCAAAGAGUACUGCUUCUCUGUGCAGAAAACCAACCUGCGGAUCGUGGACGUUGGGGGCCAGAAGUCGGAGCGCAAGAAAUGGAUCCACUGCUUUGAGAACGUGAUUGCGCUCAUCUACCUGGCCUCGCUGAGCGAGUACGACCAGUGCCUGGAAGAGAACAACCAGGAGAACCGCAUGAAGGAGAGCCUGGCCUUGUUCGGCACCAUCCUGGAGCUGCCCUGGUUCAAAAGCACAUCGGUCAUCCUCUUCCUCAACAAGACCGACAUCCUUGAGGAGAAGAUCUCCACCUCCCACCUGGCCACCUACUUCCCCAGUUUCCAGGAACACCUGUGCCUUUCAUGGGACUCCUCACGGGACAUCUGGCUGGCAUAGUUGGCCCCGCCGUCUCCUCCCCAUGGCCAGAGGGCACCCCUGUCUCCGGCCCCACCACCACCCUGGGGGUACCUUCAGCAUAACAGGAAAUUUCAAACAACAGGAAACAGCCCGGGCAAGGCAGCAGCUCCACCCUGCCCGGCCCAGCCACACCGGGCCGCAAUCUGCCCGGGGCCCGCUAUGAACGCCACAGGGCCCCCGGUGGCGGCCGCCGAGUCCUGCCAGCAGCUGGCAGACGAGGGGCACAGCCAGCUCAUCCUGCUGCACUAUAACCACUCGGGGCGCCUGGCGUGGCGCGGGGGGCCUGAGGACGGCGGCCUGGGGGCCCUGCGGGGCCUCUUCGUGGCCGUGAGUUGCCUGGUGGUGCUGGAGAACCUUCUAGUGCUCAUUGCCAUCACCACCCGCAUGCAGUCCCGGCGCUGGGUCUUCUACUGCCUGCUCAACAUCACGGUGAGCGACCUGCUCACAGGUGUGGCUUACCUGGCCAACAUCUUGCUCUCGGGGGCUCACACGUUCCACCUGACGCCCACCGAGUGGUUCUUUCGGGAGGGCCUGCUCUUCACGGCCCUGGCCGCGUCCACCCUCAGCCUCCUGUUCACCGCCUUCGAGCGCUUUGCCACCAUGGAGCAACUGAUGGCCCAGAGCAGGGCCACCAAGAAGGGCCGGGUCUUAGGACUCAUGCUCCUGUGCUGGCUGCUGGCUACGCUGCUGGGGCUGCUGCCAGUGCUCGGCUGGAACUGCGUGUGCCACUUCCAGCAUUGCUCCAGUCUCCUGCCGCUCUACGCCAAGGAGUACAUUUUCUUCUGUGUGACUGUCUUUGCCCUCAUCCUGGCCACCAUCACGAUGCUCUAUGGUGCCAUCUUCAGGGUGGUGCGGCUCAACGGGCGCCCAACGCCACGCUCCCGCCGGCUGCUGCAGAUGGUGCUCAUGAUCCUGGUGGCCUUCAUCGUGUGCUGGGGACCGCUGUUGGGCCUGCUGCUGGCCGACAUCUUCAGCUCCAACCUCUGGGCCCAGGAGUACCUGCGGGGCAUGGACUGGAUCCUCACGCUGGCCGUGCUGAACUCCGCCAUCAACCCCGUCAUCUACUCGUUCCACAGCCACGAGGUGUGCCGCGCGGUGCUGGGCUUCUUGUGCGGGGGGUGUCUGUGGCUCGGCAUUCGAGGCCCCGGGGACUGCCUGGCCCGCGCCGCCGAGGCCCACUCCGAGGCCUCCACCACCGACAGCUCGCUGAGGCCCAGAGACAGCUUCCGGGGCUCACGGUCCCACAGCUUCCGCAUGCGGGAGCCCCUGUCCAGCAUCUCCAGCGUCAGGAGCACCUAAGGUCAAGGCGGGGGUGACAGAAGAGCCGCCAGGCGUGUGCCCAUGCGGCGUCCUCUUCCGGCAGAAGAGGGGGGCCUGGGGCCUGCAGGGUUCAGGAGGGGUGCGUGAGAGAAGGGGUCAGCCGAGGCCCUGAGGCCCUCCCCGUGGCCUCCCCUGAUACUGAGCAGGUUCCAGAAGCCGCCGGGAGUUCCCGUGGAGAAGGAGGGGGCUGCCCGUUGGAGUAGAGAUCUCUCCGAAGGGGGCAAGUAGGUUUGCCUGCACGCUGGUGUCUGUGUGAUUCUGGGGAGUCCUGGCCCCAGGCUGCAAGGGGCAGGCUGUGGGUUUGAUGCCCUGGCAACAACGACAUUCAAUGAUGGUAUGAUCUGCUGCAGCCUCCGUCUUAUUCAUGCGUGUGCGCACGCGUGCAGAGGGGCGAUGCGUGGGCCUGGGAGCGGCCAGCGCGCAAGGGGGUGUAGCCCCAGCCGGAGAGCGUGGGUAGUCUGUGUGCUUGGGGGUGUGGUUGUGAGGGCAAGGGGUGAGUGGGGGGACGUGUGUGUCUGUGCAUGGAUGGGUACCCUCCCUAGUAUGCGUUUGUGUGAGAGACAGAGAGAGGGAGAGAGAGGAGAGAGGGAGAGAGAGGCACUGGGGUGCUGUGUGUGUUUCUGACUGUGGGUGCAUAGAACUAGUAUCCAGGGUGUGCCUGUGUGUGCUGUGAGUGUGCGUGUGGCCUGAGUGUAACAUAAACAGUAUAUAAUAUUUCUCUGCGUGUGCACAGACACUUCUGUGGGUGAGUUCUCUCGUCCGAGGGGGUGUGUGCGCAUGUGUGACCACGUGUGUGUAUACUGUGUGUGCAGUCCUGCAUACAUUGUGUGUGUGCAUGGAUGUGUAAAUGUGUGCACAGGUGCAUGCAUGAUUGUGUGUGCACACGCGUGCACAUACGUCUGCACGUGUACUGGGCAGACAUGUUUGCAUGCGUGUGUGUAUGUUGUCAACCACUCUCAUCGUAAGUGUGUAAACGAUGAGUGUGUCUGGU